AUGAGCACACAGAAGGAUACUUCCGCGCCCGCUAGCACGGAGGCGACAAGUAAGCAAAAUGACAUCAGCACUAGCACAACUUCAACUGGGAACGAAAUAAAAGAUAAUCAUGUUGAUAAAAAAGAUCAUGGAAAGUCUGCUGGAACUACAGAAUAUACUUCUAACACAAGUUCCAACGCUGUGUCGUCUUUACCUGUGUCUCCAACACCAAACUUUUAUUAUGCCAAUGGUUAUGCUGACCCACAAACUAUCGCUGCUGGAGAAUAUCAUGCUGCCAUGGCUGCAGGAUAUGAUCCUAGCGAUCCAAAUGUUUUCUCGGCCUAUGGCCAUUAUGGGAUGCAUCCGUCAUAUUCUCAAUAUUAUCCCGCAGACUACGGGACUGGGUUUCCGGGAACACCGCCUCUUCAAGGGCAGACAUCACCGUCUCUUCCACCACAACCUUUAAGUCCUUACUUUACUGCUACUAGCCCACCGAUUGCUUAUUAUCCCACAUCACCUCAAGUCGGCCCGACUGGGAUUAUCCAUUCACCUCCCAUGCAUCCGUCGUAUUUAUAUUCACCACAGACUCCUUAUGGUGUACUUCAUACGCUCUCGCCUACCCUCUCACAAUCAUCCUCAUCUGCUCCUAAUUCUCCACCCCCACAAUAUUUACCUGGUCCUGGUGUCCCUUCACCUAAAGCCGGCCCCUUAAAUGGCAAUGGCCGUGGUAGUGUCAACCGCCCCCCUCACUAUAAUUAUGACAGAAGAAAUUCGGGUUCCCAUCAGAUACCUAAUCUUCCCAAUUUUAAUAAUCCGACAAAAACCACGAAUAUUUAUAUUCGUGGUUUACCACCCACUACAACUGACGAAUCUCUGCACAAGAUGUGUUCAAUAUACGGUGCUAUUACUUCAUCUAAGGCUAUUAUAGAUCAAAAGCAAGGCGACUGUAAAGGCUACGGUUUUGUUAUGUAUGAAUCUGAAGAUCAAGCCAAACAUGCCAUUGAACAAUUGACGCGAUUGGGAUUGCAAGUUUCCUUCGCCAAGGAAUCAUUCAGCACUAGAUUGAAGAACCUUCAGGAUCUAGCUUCUACAAACAUAUAUUUGUCCAAUUUACCUUUGGAUAUGAAUGAACAACAAUUGGAAGAAAUUUUCAAGCCUUAUAAAGUUGUAUCUAACAGAAUUCUCAGAGAUGCUAGCGGAACAAGCCGUGGAUCUGUCCUAAUGGAAGACCGUGAUUCUGCUUUGGCCAUAAUUCAAAAGUUUAAUGGCUAUCAACUUCCAGGAGCCAAUUUACCUCUGCAAGUUCGAUUUGCUGAUUCUUUGGCACAGAAGAAAUUAAAAGGACAGACAGCUAAGAGGCGUAUGUGGAGAACUAGAGAAUUCCCAUCUUUGGGAGGCAGGAUAAUUCCACAAGUUCCUGUUACUCCGGAGCACAUGUUGGGUAUGGCAACACCUGGCUCUCCACCAGGUCAUGGGGCUUAUCUUCAAUAUUAUUCUGAAGGAGUUCAACCUCCAGGAGCUUAUCCUGCUGGCUCAAUUUCUCCUCCAUUUGGCCCCCAAUAUGUUCCUCGGUAUUAUCAACCGCUUUAUUCGGGACCAAUUUUACACCAUGGGAUGGAAGGUCAAAUAGUGGCAGCUGAUACAUCAGCACCGAAUCCGCCCGAGACCUUAACUAAUGACGUUCCUCUGAUAGUUACUAGUGAUCCCACUGAGGAAUUGAGCGAAUUGGUUAAAACACAGUUGACUGUUGAUGGCGGUGAGAAUGAUAGUGGAACUGAAGGAGGAGAUACAAAAUCAUAA
Molecule: messenger RNA, 1779 nt
Organism: Cetraspora pellucida
Lineage: Eukaryota; Fungi; Glomeromycota; Glomeromycetes; Diversisporales; Gigasporaceae
Source: the annotation of a GenBank genome assembly